Molecule: messenger RNA, 1280 nt
Organism: Ixodes scapularis (black-legged tick)
Lineage: Eukaryota; Metazoa; Arthropoda; Arachnida; Ixodida; Ixodidae
Exons: 4
Coding region: 70-543 (157 amino acids)
Biological process (GO): negative regulation of DNA-templated transcription
Molecular function (GO): DNA binding
Source: RefSeq, a predicted model, not a curated record
UUCUGGUAGCCCAGCAAGCGUUGCUUUAUUCUUUUGACUUUCUUUUCGUAUGUUUCUUCUGUUUUCGCGAUGUUCUACGCGUACGUACAUUACCCCGCCGACAAAGAGAAGGCGAUCAUGCCUGUGUGCCUGAUCAAGGAUUAUAAUCCAAAAACGGAGACUGACAUCCCUAGUGAACCGGUGCAAGCGUAUUGGCGCUCCGAGGCCGGCCUUGAAGAAGGCUACUACGAGGCGAAAGUGGUCCUCCUUGCAAAAUCGAAGAGGGCACUUCUCGAGGAGAUGGCCCACAAGAAGCGACUGGUUAUUCCCCAGAUUUUUGAGGAACCAGUGCAAGCAUCAACAUCAGGUUCUGCGUCCAACAAGAACUUGAAACAACGCAAGGCUCUUGCCAAGAGGAAACAGAUGGCGAGCAUUCUAAGUAAGAAGAGGCCUUUAGCAGGAGACUCAACCGACGACGAGGACCCUGCAGUUGUGCCGAAGUCGGAGCUAGAUAGGGCUGAAGAAGCUCUGCGAUCUCUGCGGAAGAGGCUCCGCAAGGCGUAGGAAAAGGCUUGUGCCACAUGUGCCGAAGGCGUUGUGUCGAAAGCCGAACAUGACGCAGCUCUUGGAAAAAUUGAGGAGCUUCAAAAGAAACUAAAGGAAGUAGAGGAUUCCAACUUUCGACUCAUGCGUGUCGUCCUCGACAAGAUCGUGAAGAUAUUCAGUUAAGCACGACGUGCACAGGAAGCAGACGAACUUGCACGCCGUAUAAUCCUUCAAGUAGCCUCGAUGCCAGCCGCCUUUAGUGAACUUUCAGAUAAGUGAACUAUUUCCUUGGGUCCCUUGAGUUCGCUCAAGUGAGAAUUUACUGUAUUGCAUCAAGGUGACGCUGAAUUCCCUACUAAAACCAAUAUUAUGAUGUGCCCAACGGGUGGCCACCGUCACUCUGGUGCAAACCCCUCUUCUUCCUGCCUUUUCACUGUUGUGUAAAGUGAUAAUUAUAGCCGCUUUCCACCUUUCCUUGUUGUUUUGUUUCGUUUGUAGAGGAUCCACACACCUGGAUUAUCCCUUUUUACUGUGUGUCGACCAGGUUGAGAUACUUUGCAUUGUACAAUGAGCUAUAUCCAUACUUUGUGUGCCACUUGCUAUGCUACGUUUUGAAUUGGUUGUCAUGCUCAAUUACAAUAAAUAAGUUUGUGUUUUUUUGCAGAAUAUUUUUAUGCCCCUUUUCAGGUAUUCCCUUUGGGGUUUACACGCUUGAUCGCUUUUUGAUCAGUCAAAUUUGACCUUGGAAUUUUUGU